GUGAUUCGGCACAUGUGUAGCUGUUGUCAUGCUGUGUUCAAAUCAUGAGCGAUCAGUAAUAGUGUAAAUAGUUAAACCGGGGCAGAUGGAUAUCAUAUGUCUGCACACAAACCGCUGCAGAACAUGACAGCCUAUGUGACAGAUUCAUAAACCAAUAACUAAUAGAUGUUUUAAGUUUACUCACAUGCUCAGUCGUCGGUGAGAUCUCGAAUGUCCAGCAGCUCGUAGCGCGUCGUUUAGUCCGGUUUCCGCGUCUUGAGCGUUCGGGCUCGCUUCUUUUCUGGUUCUGGGUCGGGUUUGGUCUGGUUGAGGAUGUUUGUGCUGGUGGAGAUGGUGGACACGGUCCGGAUUCCGCCGUGGAGUUUCCACCGACAGCUGAACGACGCGAUCGCCGAAGAACUCAACAAGAAACUCGCCAACAAGGUGGUGUAUAACGUGGGUUUGUGUAUCUGUCUGUAUGACAUCACUAAACUGGAGGAUUCCUACAUCUUUCCUGGAGACGGAGCAUCUCAUACUAAAGUUCAUUUCCGAUAUGUGGUUUUCCACCCUUUCCUGGAUGAGAUUCUGGUUGGAAAGAUUAAAGGCUGCAGUGCUGAAGGUGUUCAUGUGACCCUCGGAUUCUUUGAUGACAUCAUAAUCCCGCCAGAGUCGCUACAGCAACCGGCUAAAUUCGAUGAGGCGGAGCAGGUAUGGGUGUGGGAGUACGAGACGGACGAGGGUGCUCACGACCUCUACAUGGACCAGGGCGAGGAGAUUCGCUUCCGGGUGGUGGACGAGGUCUUUAUCGACACGUCGCCCACCGGUCCCAGCACAGAGAAGGAAGGGCCGUGCACAGCCGGCACAGCGCCACCUGCAGGAGCGGAGGACAGUGCGCAGCAGAAAGAGGCUCCAUACACACUCAUAGGAUCUGUAAGUGAACCAGGUCUGGGUCUUUUGUCCUGGUGGAACAAUUAACACUGUCUUCUGUGUUAUGAACUGUGAUAAGACUCAUAAGACUCACUUACUCCAUGAACUGAAGCUCUUUGGACCAAUCAGUGAGCAGCUGAUGCCGACCAAUAGGAGACACUUAAUAAAAGAGCCGUUUAUAAUGAUUUAAAUAGGAUUCAUGUUUUUGUUUUUGUUUUUUUGGAGGAUUGUGAUAUAUUGAGUCUACUUAAAGAUUUGCUCUGUCAUAUUUUACUUUAUAGAUAAAUUCUAUAAAAAAAAAUUCUAUAAAUACAUUUCAAAAAUUGAACUGGUGUGAUUAUGUAUAUAUGCUUUUUGGAUUUAUCCCCUGCUUUUUACAACAUUAAAAUGGAAUUAUAAUUAAUUUUUAUAUAUAGUAAAAGAGUGCUAAACUUUUUUUUCUUUUUCUCUAUGUUAGGUUAAGGACUUUUGAACUGUCUCUUCAUAGUUCGUGAAUAAAUGUUUUAUAACAGAA
This is a messenger RNA of Labeo rohita (rohu), 1420 nucleotides long. It is a transcript of the gene polr3h, whose product is annotated as polymerase (RNA) III (DNA directed) polypeptide H. Gene Ontology annotation, molecular function: DNA binding; DNA-directed RNA polymerase activity. Bases 313 to 954 code for a protein of 213 amino acids. The transcript has 6 exons. The record is from RefSeq and is a predicted model, not a curated record. Gene Ontology annotation, cellular component: RNA polymerase III complex. Lineage: Eukaryota; Metazoa; Chordata; Actinopteri; Cypriniformes; Cyprinidae. Gene Ontology annotation, biological process: DNA-templated transcription; transcription initiation at RNA polymerase III promoter.